AUGGCGUUGGGAAUUGCCCACCAUUUAGCAGGCCUACCAGGUCCUCCUUCGGAAUGGGCAUUACUAGGAGGAAGACAUCCCUAUCCCCAUGGUCCGUUCAUGAGCCACCAUCACCCCCACUUUCCCCAUAAUAUGUUUGCCGCUUUGGACCGUCCAGUUUCUUCUCCAAGGAUAGCAAAUGAACCAUCUUCAACAUCGUUGGGCCCUAUAUCGAUAAACUGCAGCAGCGCACACAGUACAACUUCACCGAAAACCUCGCCGAACACCCAAGUAGGACUUCUCACGACAGCGAGAGAACCGCAAUCACCUCAAGAAGACGACAUAUCCGUUACUGCUUCUCCCAACCCUUCUCCGCCGCCACAAACUGCAUUUCCUGGUAUACCUGCUCCACAAAUUCAAAACAACCAGUUGUUUAACAACGCUUUGGCGGCCAGCCUAUUUUUGAACACGCCCUUGAUUCCUCCACCAGGUCAGUGGUUUUAUUCGCAGCUGUAUCCUCACGAUUGGAGUUGGAUGAGUUUUAGAAACAACCAACUGAUGUCUAGGAUAUCUUCUCAGGAAGACUCGUUCCAAAACCCAGAUAGUUCUAGUGAGAAACUAGACGUUACAGAAAUAGAAGAAGAAACGGAAGAUAAAGACAUUAAAGAGCCCAUAAAAGAAUUUUCGGACGAUAUCGAAAGUGACGUAAGUAAAAACGGUAACAAAGACGCGCCUAAAGAAAAUAAACUUUGUGAAGGUGUCAAUCUGAGUGGUAAAGUUCGGAAAGCUACGGUUACUCUCGUGAAACAUAAAGACGAAGUGAGUUCUAGUAAUAGGGAUAAUACUAAGUGUUCUAAGGAAAAUAAUAGGCAUGUAUGGAGACCGUAUUAA
Diabrotica balteata is the source of this 870-nucleotide messenger RNA. Lineage: Eukaryota; Metazoa; Arthropoda; Insecta; Coleoptera; Chrysomelidae. The record is from the annotation of a GenBank genome assembly.